UUCAACAAGUGAUAAAUUUAACUUUUAAAUUUACAAAUUUUAAUAAAAAUACCAUGUUGAAAAAUAUAUCUUAAUUUCAAUGUUUCUCUCAGUGAUAUUUAUUCAUAUGUAUAUAAGUAUUAAUAAGAUUAAACGCCUAAGUAAUGUUUCUUACAUGUAAUACUAAUUGAAUAUCUGCAUCACCGGUUAUUUUUAUUUAUCACGUGUGAACAUUGAAAACUGGACGGACUCGAAUGUACAGGGAGUGGAAUAUUGGAUUUAUAAUAUGUAAACUAUGGAUUAUAUUAAUGUGGUUUAAUCUGCAACAGUUUUAUAUUCAUGUUUCUACGGAAAACAUGGAUUAUAAUAAUAACAAUAAUAAUAAUCCAAAAAAUAUUCAAGAAGGAAAUUUUGCACAGUGGUAUGAGGAACUAAAGAAUUCAGGUUUGAAAUAUGCAGAUUCUAUUUACUGUGAACCUUGGAGUACUAAUAUGAGUCAGGAUUUAGACAGUGGAUUACGAAGCUGUAGUGGUACAAAUUUUAAAAUGAAUAAUGUUGGUCUGAAUGUCGCGUAUCAAAUGCACAUUACAGAUCAACAUGCUGUUAAGUUAAUUGUAGGAAAGAAUCUUAUUGCUGAAAACUUAUUUACAACGAAUGAUAUUUAUCAGUCUUCAGUGGUCAAUGGAAAUGAUUCCAUUGUCAAAUUCAUUUCCUUUCGGAACUCAGGAAUUCAAGUAACCGUCACAUUAUCAGAAUUGAAUGUUUUUCCUGUUUUCGAGGAUGUUGCUUAUCAAGGUGUUAACGAUAUUAUUUUAAAUGCCUUACCUGGUACUUAUGCAUUUCGACAAAAACAACCAUUGCUAAAGAUUGCUGACAAAUUUUGUAGAUAUCCUCUUCCCUCUCGAUAUCUUCUAUCACUCAAAGCAUUUCGCAGAAGGCAAACAUUUGGGUAUAAACGUGAAUGCAAAAGUAAAUCUCAACGAAAUACAACUUUUUGUCUAGCGAAUUCACAUAUGGAAUAUCCUGACAAUGAAGAGGAGAAAAUACACUUUUACGAGAGAUCUAUAAAUGAUCAAUGUGGACGUAAUCAAGCAGCUUUCCUCCCACAUGAUCCAAAUUCAUUUUACUGUACUCAUGAUACACCAUUAAUCAAUGAAAUAUUCGGUGAAUACGUUCAAGAACAAAUUGUCAAAUCAGAUUUAAGUUCAUGCAGUGAAUAUAAAAAACUAUGUAUGAUAUGUUUAAAUCAUACAAAUGAGAAUAAUAAACAAACAGAUUCACGAUGUUAUGUACAGGAUAACAAAUUGGAGAAAUUUCCAGGCAUCAACGCUGGUCAUAUCAGAAGUGAAGGAAAAUUUGCUGAUCUUCCUUGUUGUGGCAUAUCGUGUUACAAUACACCUGCAUGUUUAGCAUACUACAGUCCUGUGUGCCAAUCAGAAGUAGACAAAAAGAUAACAUUAGAGGAUAAAAUCUGCAUGGAUGGCAACACGUAUCAUAUAUCAAUUAUACCAGAAUUUGAUUUUCAAAAAGGUGUAUUCAUGUGCCAUUUGAAGAAAACCAACUACUCACUUGGCUUUCGAUUUAAACUCUCUAUAGAUUUGUUCAAAUUAAUUCAUCAAAAGAGUUUUCAAAGACAAGUAUUCAAGGAAACAGAAUUAUCAAUCGAAAGUGAACAUGAAAUUAAAAGUCUCGACCCAUAUGACUUAAACAUCGAUGCACUGAGAAUUGAAAUUCCCAAUACUAAAAGUGAAGAAAAUACAUAUGACAGCCUCAAAGACAUCAUACUUCUGGGACGAAGAAAUGAGACACUCCAAGAUUUCCAAUUCUCCAUUCACCAAAUUCCAAAGUCAACUAAUAUUCAAGACUACAAACCACCUGUAGAACGUGCUUUACAUACCGAUUCAGCUUUCACAACCAUACAAAGCAGUAAACCGCAUGCAUUCAGUUCAGUCAAUUGGAAAAAUGAAGGCUGUGACUUAAAUGUUUAUGAAAAUAUCCUACCAACAAAAGAGUUUUCCGAUUUUCUAGCUAAAGGUCAACCAGUUGACAUUUAUGCAAUCUCAAAUACCAACAGAAAUGCAAUAAAUUCAGUAUUAAGUCAAGGCGACAAUGUUUAUUUAGAUAAACCGCACAGCUUUCGACUAAACAAUAAACAAACCAGUUUGCCAAGUGUGAAUAUCAAACUGUCAGGUAACAAUUCAAUUUUGCGACCAAUUUUCUGCAAUAAAAAAAAUCCACUCAUAAAGUAUAAUUUGUUAGCAAAUACAGAGCAAGAAUCUUUUGGAAAAUAUCGAAUUUUUCGUAAAAGUGUGAAAGUUUCAGUCAAAUUUACAAAAAAUUCCCUAGGCCAAGAUAUAUUCAAUAUUCUCGUGACAGGUCAUGUAACAGGAACACCAACAUAUCUGAAUUUCAAGCUCGUGUGGAUCGCGAACUACUUUGUUCUAAGUAAUCAUGAUAUUCUUGUUAUCAGUUCACAGUCAAAAAGUAGUUAUUUAGAAUCUUCCAAAACUGAACAAUUUCAGUUAACCUAUCAAAUAGAUCUUAAAAGUAUUAGAGGAAUUCCAUAUGAUAAAUUAUCAUUUUUAUUAUCAACCCAAUCCAUUGUAUUAUUUGAUUUAAUUAUUCAAGAUUGUGAUACAAAUGUUACCGUAAGAAUACCUAACGCUUAUAUAAACCAACAAACAGUGGAUAAAAUGUUACACGAAAAUACUUUUCAGUCUUCACUUGUUGGUGUUCAGUUAAACAAGAGUGUAGAUAAAGAAUCGACACAGUGGAUCAUAUACAGUCCUUUAUUAUUUAUCACAAUUGGAAUCGGAUUACUUUAUUUUCUAGUAUUAAUUACAUUUGUAUGCAUAAAACACUUCAUUAUAUCAAACAAAGGAUAUCCUAUAUCAGUUGGAUAUCAGAAGUUUGUUGAUAACAGCAAUAAUGACCAAAGUAGUGACUUUCAAUAUCAUCAAUUACUUCUGCAUCCAUUUCCCGUGAAACUAAAUAAUCAUACAUUGUUUUAUGCAACCUCAAGAAAAGGUGAAGAUUAUAUUCAAACAUUUCUUCCCGGGAGACAAACAUUAUAUCACCCUACUAUUGUACCAAGUCACCGUCACUGUUGUCAAGAUGUUACUAAAGAUGGUAAAAGCCAUUCAACUUGGUUGCAUCAAAAUGCCUGGAAUACUAAAAGUUCAAAAUUAAAACGCAUAUUUUUAUUCACUCACCUUGCAUUCCGUGUAUUUUAUACCUUUUUAUUUACAUUCAGUGUUGCUGUAUCGUUAAUAUUUAGUUUACAACCUUCCAGUAGGCCAACAUUUGAUAGUAUGAUACACUGGCCGAAAGUAAGUCAGGAGUCUUUAGAUUAUAAUCAUAGAAUGCAAAGAAAUAUGCAUAGAUCAUCGUCUUCCUCGGUAACAUCAAUGCCAACAAUACAUUUAGAUCAAACACACCUUAUUGGUCCAAUUAUAAGGUUACAAACUGAAGCACGUUGGAUUGAAGAAUUCACAGAACAAGAAUUAAAAAGGCAACUUGAUUAUGUUGAACGCAUGAAGUUGGCUUGUCAACAUGCUAUGACAGUUGAAAUAACAGAUGCUCUAAGAGAAGGUAAACAUUUAGUAAAAACAAGACUAGACAAGUGGCAGUUGAACACUACAAUAGCUCAGAAUACUGAUAAUAUAAACGGGAAUACCUUGGUUUCUACUAAUGAAUUAGCAGGUCACCAUUUUAAUAAACAACGCAGUUUAUUUGAUCAAAUAUACGAACAAGUCAGUCAGCAGAUAGAUUUUCGCAGAGUUAAAUCUUUCAAAGUCUAUUCAAAUAUGCUUAAUUCUGUUUUUCAUUCUGGAUGGUUACAGUAUGCUAAACGUAUGCUAAAUACUUCAGAUAAUCUUGAUAGAACUCCUAAACACUUUUCAAAUGCCAAGAUUCACUCAGCAACUAAGCUUCAUUUUCAGGAUAGUAUGCGGAGAUUUUAUGAGAUUGCUCAACAAAGAUCCGGUAUCAAAGCAUCUUAUGUAACUUUAAUGAAUUAUAUGAAUUUUUAUCAAAGUGAUUCAGUUCAACUGCUACCAUUACGACUGCUUGAAAGCCUAAAGAAGAUAUUCGCUCCUGCAAAUCACUAUAUUACAAUGUUCUAUUUAUCUUCAGAAGUACACGACCAACUCAGACAAUCUCAGAUUAAACAUCAAUCGAAUCAUCAAACCAUUAAUUUAAAAAAUCCUUUUCUACAUAAAACACGACAAGAACGUGUCUUCGUGACAACGAAUGAUUUAGAGGAAUACAUAGAUGGAACAUUAAAUCCUAUAGAAGAUGCGAUUACAAGACAUUCUCCCAAUCAAGAAUAUAAACUUAUUUCUGAAAACUUUAUUGAGUAUAUUAAACGGAAUGCUAAUGGAAAUUCAGAAGAUUAUAUAAAGUAUUCUGAUCAACAUUCAGCUAUUCCAGUAAUGACUUUAACACAUAUUCGUUUAAGUCUGCUAAUUUUAGACUGUUUAAUUAUUGUGUACAGAUUUUUUCACACAUAUGAAAUUCUCAAAGCUAUUUGGACAGGUCAAAAGUUAUUUGUUGAUGCAUCAAGUUGGUUAGAACGACAAGUGAAUGUUAUGUCUAGUGAAAAUAAAGACAUUGGGUAUUUUCACGAAGAAAGUGAACAAAUAACUGGAAACUUUAAAAGUCGCUUGUGUGCAACAGAAAGAGGAAGAAACUCUUCACAUUCUGAUCAUACUGCUUACAAUGAAACUGACAGUAAAUUAUUUUCAAGAACAACAAUUUUUCAAUGUCUUCCACAAUAUCAAAACCGUUAUGAGUGUAGACAUGAUAGACAGGCGUUAUUUCAAUCAUCAUGUUCACCUUCAGUUCCGAGAAAUUCUCAGUCCUCAGAAACAGUAUCACCGAUUAUGUCUAAUAACAUUAUGCAAUCUCAGUGUACAGAUAAAUCAAAAGAAAAUUUCCAACCAUGUCCUACAUACUCACAGUUAUCUAAUAUGCCGUGUAAAUCUCUUCCAUACAAUUCAUUAAUUUCAAUUGGGCCACCAUUGAGUCUGCCACCGACUUCAUCUUUUGGUAUUGAACAAAAUACAGGUUGCAUGCUAGGCGUACGAACUGCAUGCUGUCGUAAAUCACACUAUAUUAGCUCUAUUGUUGGUUUAACUGUACUUAUUUUAUUAUUUGGUUUAGUAUUAAUUCAAAUGUAUAAACCUACAGGAGUUAUAUCAAAAAAAUCAUCAACAUCGACUAAUUACCUAAAACAAAAUUUUAUACAGUAUCGAGGGAAUAGAAUACCAUAUCUAUCAACUCAGAUAAAUUUUUUUCGUCCCUAUCAUGAAUUAUUAAUUCGUGAACAUAGUAAAAGAUUAAAUCGAGAUUGGCUUGGUUGGACAAGACGUAAUGAACUUGCAAUGCGUGGACGUGUACUCAGCUACUUGUCACGCUUCAAAUAUGAACUUGCUUUCUUUGAUAAACAAGUGGAGGCGGAAAACUCAGUUAUUCAGUCCCUUCUUUUUCAAAACAAGAAAUCAUCAUCAUCGGCGUCAUCAACUUCAACAGCCAAGUCAGAUAAAGACUUCAGUAAACCUGUUCAGUAUCCUACAUCACCAGUUUUUAAUUCAGAAUUUUUAUUUCGUCAACAAAUCUGCCAUUUCUUGCCAGUUGUACCAGUUCCGAUAAUUGAUGAUGAUACGGAAUUAAAUAGUAAAGAUAUGUCUCCUUCACUUCGUGGAAUGACGAAACCACAGAAUAUAAAACAAAUCAUUUGGACUGCUACAAUUAGUACCUUUGUAGAUUUCGAUUGGAAUAGCCAAGAACAAGCUAACAGACUGUUCAUUACUGCUAUAAUUGUUGGUGUAGUCAUGAUUAGCUGUAUCGGUGUAGUUGAUUUAGGUGGGAAAAUUUUAAAAAUGCUUUACAUCAACCCAGCUGUUUCAUUAUCUGAUAUUCAAAGAUGGCGAAGUAAUCAAAAGCUAACUCAUGAAAAAGAAUUGAGAAAUUAUGAUCAAAAUACUGAAAAUAUUAUUUUAAUAUCACCUCAACCUGCACCAAUUAUCCCUUGGCCUUCAGAUUUAUUAUUCAAUGUAAAUGGUAAACUAAAAACUACUCCAUCGAAGUCUAAUCCAACGUGUAGGCAAACAUCAAGUCCAGGAUCUUCUGUAUCUAUCCUUAAAGAACCAGAAGCUCAACUUCCAUUGACUGCCUUUUACUUAGACUCCAAUCUUGUUUUUACACCAACUAGUACACCACAAAUUUACAAUACCAGUAAACCUAUUCAACUUGAUGAUGUAUCACAUUCCAUACCUCUAUUAAUUGCUCAUUCUCCAUCAUCUACCCCAAUUAUUGCACUGAAAACUGAUCCAUUAUCCUCCACAAAUCAACUCUCAGGAGUAUUGUAUGAGAAGACAUGAAUUAUAAUGUAAAUGUUAGCCCUUCAUUUAUUUAUUUGUAGAAGUUUUAUGGACCAAAUUAUGUGUAAAUGAAUUCCAGUUUUCUUUCCAGUAUUUUUGUGUAAAUAUUCUAAAUGUUACUCCUAAAUAUUUUUAUUGUGUACUGCAUAAUGUAAAAUUAUAUGAAAUAUUAGGUUACUGGAUCAGACACUUGUACAUAGGAACUGAGUUUGUAGCAAUAAAUAAAAUGAAUUCGUUUAAAAAAUACAAAGAUUUACAAAAAAAAACAGAAAAUUUGCUCAUCCAUGAAGUAUUCUAUUCGCUCAAGAUAGAUAUAAACCACUGUUAGUAAUCUUAUUUAUAAAAUCCUAUAGAGAAGUAGUCAUACUACUAGUUUCAUGGUCAUAUUUAUUUGGU
Trichobilharzia regenti is the source of this 6758-nucleotide messenger RNA. Lineage: Eukaryota; Metazoa; Platyhelminthes; Trematoda; Strigeidida; Schistosomatidae. The record is from the annotation of a GenBank genome assembly.